GCUCCUCCGAAGACUUUGCACAUGGCACCUGUGGCUAUUGACAAGACUGUGGAGGGUAAGGCUGUCGUGGUCGCUAAGCCUGGACAAUCUUACAACCCUGCUAUCCAGGAGUGGUCCGAGCUCGUCAAGAACGCCGCAGAGAUUGAGGAGGAGCGCGAGAGGAAGAGGGCUGAGGAGGCUGCACGGAAAGCGCAGAUCAAGGCACUUGCCGCGACCAUCAUCGAGAACAUCGUCGAAGAGAAUAGCGAGGCUGAAGAGGAACAAGCGGGCGACGAUAUGGACGUCGACCAAGCCGAGAAGAAACUCCCUAAGCGCAAGACAAAGGCCGAGAGAAAGAAGGCUGAGCGCGCAGUGAAGCGGGCACAGGACGAACUCCACCAAGCAAAACUAAAGACUCAGAAACUACAACUCGCACAGCUCGCCGCACACAAAAAGGAGCAGUUAGUCUCCACCACCGAGUCCGCCGAAGAAAAGGCCCGUCGCGCACCCAAACGUCUCGGGCCCUACCGUCUCCAGCAUGAACCCCUCGAGCUCCAGCUCUCCGACGAACUCGCCGAGUCCCUCCGCACGCUGAAGCCGGAAGGCAAUGCGUUGAGGGAGAGGUUCGUGAGUAUGCAGAAGCGCGGUAUUUUGGAGGUGAGGGUGCCGGUUAAGGAGAGGAGGAAGUAUGAGCUUAAGGAUAUUGAGAAGUGGAGUUACAAGGAUUGGAAGCAUACUCCUAACCGUAACUAGGACGGUUCUGGGUGAGAUUGUUGAGAUAUCAAGGUGUUAUAGGGUACUUUAUUUCACUGGGUUCAUCAUGGGUCGU
Messenger RNA from Saitoella complicata NRRL Y-17804, 808 nucleotides. Its product is annotated as Nop53-domain-containing protein. Gene Ontology annotation, biological process: ribosomal large subunit assembly; rRNA processing. Gene Ontology annotation, molecular function: 5S rRNA binding. Gene Ontology annotation, cellular component: nucleolus. NCBI's taxonomy places the organism in Eukaryota, Fungi, Ascomycota, Saitoellomycetes, Saitoellales, Saitoellaceae. The transcript has a single exon. The record is from RefSeq and is a predicted model, not a curated record. The coding region runs from base 22 to 732 and encodes 236 amino acids.